AUGUCGAGUUUCCACGGAAAAGAAUCGGUGCGCUUGCCGUCAACCGACGACGAAGCCAUCUGCUCCACAUCUCCAUCGGCCUCGACCACAACCAUGAUCACAGCCGCUGCCUCGACGUCCUCGACCUCGGCAGCUACAGACCAAGCUGUCCACAGCCAGCAACCGAAACAGAGCCAGGGCCAGAAACAGAGCCAGAACGAAAAAGAAAACACAGUCACCGUCUACGAGACGGACGAGUCAAGCCGCAUGCAGAAUAUUGAGCCCAUGGAGGUGGAGGCCGACGGCGACCAAACAGGAGCACGCCGGCAAGAAGCCAAGGCGCCAGUAUGUUGUGUAUUUUCCACUCCGUGCCGUAGCACAACGCUAACUUCCCAACCGAUGAACAGCGCUCGGUUUAUGGCCCUCGUGGGCAUGGCGUUUCUGUGGACAAGCGCCCAGAUUCCCGUCUACUUCUGGGGCGGCAUCCCGCCCAUUGUCUAUGGCGAUCUUGGCGGCGUCGACCGCUGGAUUUGGCUCAUCACGGCCAACUUGCUGGCCUCGGCCGCCGUCUGCCCCUUUGUCGGUGCCCUGUCCGACCUCAUGGGCCGUCGCUAUGUCGCCUUGCUCGGCUGCGGCCUUGUCGUCGUCGGCCAGCUCGUCUGCGCCUUUGCCCACAACAUGAACUCGUUUAUUGGUUGGUCCUCACUCCUUCCUCCCGUUUUGUGUUGUGUUACACAUUUCAUUGCCCCGGACUGA
This is a messenger RNA of Sporothrix schenckii 1099-18, 735 nucleotides long. RefSeq lists its product as uncharacterized. The record is from RefSeq and is a predicted model, not a curated record. Lineage: Eukaryota; Fungi; Ascomycota; Sordariomycetes; Ophiostomatales; Ophiostomataceae. Gene Ontology annotation, molecular function: transmembrane transporter activity. Gene Ontology annotation, cellular component: membrane. The transcript has a single exon. Gene Ontology annotation, biological process: transmembrane transport. The coding region runs from base 1 to 735 and encodes 244 amino acids.